UUCCCUCUAUAAAUGUAACCCGAAAGAUCAGGUUCUUUCCUGACAUAACACACACAACGAUCGAUGGCAGUUCAAGCCACCACUUCAACAGCGCCAUCAUCACCGCCGGCAGCCUUUCACUACUCACCAUGGCACUCACCGGUACCGUAUCUCUUCGGAGGCCUUGCUGCCAUGCUGGGUCUCAUUGCUUUCGCUCUCAUGAUUCUCGCCUGCUCUUACUGGAAACUCUCCGCCGAACUGGAGAACAGCGAGGACGUUGACAGAGAUCUAGAGUCCGGUAACUCAGACGGCGAUUCUAAACCGGAGAAUUACAAGGUACCGCCUGUUUUUGAAGAGAAAUAUCUUGUAAUCAUGGCCGGACAGGAGAACCCGACGUUUCUGGCAACACCCGUUUCGAGUAGAGCUACGUCGUUUGGUAGCAGUAGUUGCCGGAGCAGUUCAACGGAGAAUACGUCGACGUCGGAGAUGGAAAUGAUGGAGGAGAAGGAGAAACAGGGGAGGAGUACUGAGGAGGUAGAAGUGGGUAUCAUUGGGAAUCAUGAGUCCUCAGAUCAGGCCUCUUGAAAAAUAUCUCGACCUUUCAUUCUCUGGUUUGUAAGGAAGUUCCGGUGAAGGUUACUGUAGGUGAACAAAAAGAGACACUCGGAGUUCCCUUGUUUAAGUGCCGGAAAUCAGGAAAUGUACAUAAUAUUUUGGGAGAAUGCAAAAAAGUGUUUUCCUUCGUUCA
Messenger RNA from Lactuca sativa (garden lettuce), 727 nucleotides. The record is from RefSeq and is a predicted model, not a curated record. Lineage: Eukaryota; Viridiplantae; Streptophyta; Magnoliopsida; Asterales; Asteraceae.